CUCUUUUUGCUACGGCUCGAGCUUUUUGAGUGUUUUUGGGGAAGCUCAGAAAAUGGCACACAAGCGAGACGCUCGAUUCACGCUGGACUUGGCGCGCACUCUGCCGCAGGACUCGACUGCCACGGACGCAUCUGGCAGCAGCAGCAGCAGCACGAGCAUUAGCACCAGCAACAACAGUGGCAGCGGCGAGCUCCUCAGUGGCUACGACGCCACGUUCCGAGGCUCAGCGGAUGCACGCACUGCUCGAAACCCAGAGGCCCUCGCACAGCUCAAGUCAAUGAAAGCAUGGGAGAUGGCUCUGGCACCGGCAAAGUCAGUCCCCAUGAACGGAUUCAUGAUGUGGAUGGCUGGCAACUCGAUUCACAUUUUCAGCAUCAUGAUCACCGUCAUGAUGCUCAUCACGCCCGUCAAGGCAAUCUUCUCGACUGGAACCACUUUCGCCAAGCUCACGGAAGAUGGCAAAUCCCAGCUCCUGCAGCAAAAGCUCGUGUUUAUUCUGGCAAACUGCCUUUCUAUCGGCAUGGCCAUGUACAAAUUCUCCGUGCUCGGUCUGCUUCCAACAUCCCCGUCCGAUUGGUUGUCCUUCCUCGAUCCCAAGCAGAUCUUGGAAGUCUCUGUUGGCAGCACGGCUGCUGCGCCGAUGUGAUUUGCGUUGCGGCUUUUGGACAACAAAAUGUUUCCUGGAUGUACAUCAUUUUUUCAAUUUUUUUUUGGCGUUUUAACAUGUUGGCGA
Molecule: messenger RNA, 733 nt
Organism: Capsaspora owczarzaki ATCC 30864
Lineage: Eukaryota; Filasterea; Ministeriida; Capsasporidae
Product: ER membrane DUF1077 domain-containing protein
Exons: 5
Coding region: 53-646 (197 amino acids)
Biological process (GO): protein folding in endoplasmic reticulum
Cellular component (GO): EMC complex
Source: RefSeq, a predicted model, not a curated record